ACUCCACGUGAGAAGUACGCUCGUUGUUCGUGAAGUUGACGCCAGGUGUCCGGAGCAGAGGUUCACCGUUCGUGACUGUUGCUUUUAUUUUGUUUACAAUCUAUUCCCAGUCCACAGUCGUUACUACGCGAUAACAGUGCUCCAGUGUUAUUGUUCCUACGCAGUACCUUUCUCGUUACAUUUUUAGUUUUAUUUCCCCAAUUAUCUCGAAUAAUUUAUUUUAAUAUUCCCCAAAUAAUUAAUCCUAAAUUUAUUAUCGCUCCGAAAUCCGCGUCACUGCUGCGACACUUUGUUGUCAUUUAAUUAUGAGCAUCUCGCUCCAUUUACUUGAGCUCUAUGUCAGUUACUGGCUCUGUACCUUUAUUCACUCUUUUUCGGGUCGUGUCGGGCUCUGCUAAGAAAGUGAUGCAAUUGUGAGAGGUUAGAUUAUCGAUUACUAGUACGUAUAUACCUUUAAACGUUUUUGCGCAGUUUGCGUUUUUUAGUUUUUUUUUUAUUUUUUUUUAACGUGUUUUCUUUUUUUUAUCUUUGGAGUUUUCAAGUGCUCUUAAGUGUUUUUUAGUGAAUUUUUUAGUUUAGUUUAAGUGUCAGUGGAUUUAUCUUGAAUUAUCCUCGUUAUAAUAUUUAAUUCGAAAUUGGAAGUGACUUAGAAAGUGAAUUGUCCAAUAGUCGAUCGAUCUUUUCAAACACGACUGAAGAUAUAAACCAACAAAUUGUUACUCCUUAAAUAAUAUUUAAUUAUUAAUAGUUAAUGAUUAAUAAUGUCGCGUACUGGCAAUAUUAAUUUUUGAACGUGAAGUGCUUCUUGAAGGAGCGAGUGCCAACAUGGAUUAUAAAGUUAUGUCGAAUAACAACAAUAAUUAUCCUACACACCAUCAUUGGAUACCUAAGAUGUGCGAAUGUCUACAGAAUGUAUCGGUGACGUUUCCCAUGACUACUUCAGACCUUUCCUUCAGGAAUUGGAGCUAUUCCUCGCUGGCAAGAAAUGUAUCUAAGACCAGGUUUCGUGACUUCAGAAGGAAAAGCGGCUAUGAAACAAUUCCCGAUGAUGAUAGACAGAUUGAAAUGACCUUUCACAACGUUGACGAGUCGUAUUCGAUUGUCGAGGUUGAGAGAAAUUUGCGAGUUGACAAUCUUUGCGAACUGCUGAGGAUCAAGAAUCAAUUCAAGCCUAGUGACUGGAGAAUCGUCGAAACUUGGCCAAAACUUGAUGUCACUAUCGAGAGAGUCCUGGAGAAUCACGAAGACAUUUAUGUAGUCCACAGAGAAGGGGAAAGAUUCGAAGGCAGCGAGGACCGAAGAUUUGUCUUCAAACUGGUAUCCGAUGACAUUGAGGACUACGUCAACAAUCCUAGGACUAGUUUUCCGGAGGAUAUGGUCUUGAAGAUAAAGGAUGAAGAAGAGCUCAAUAGAGGGGAACACCUCGCGGAUCGUGAUGAACGUCUUGCUCAAACACUUCCCAAAUUGUGCGACACCGUGUGGGUAGCUGAUAAGGAUAACAUAAAUGUCUGGAAAGCAGUCCUGAUGGUACUGACGGAUCGAAAGCUGUACCUCAUCGAAAGGAUGGAUUUUCCGGACGCCGAGGCGCUUUUGAGCGCAGACAACCAUAGAAUCCUCUUCGCCCACUUGUCGGAUUACCAAAUAUACAAGAUUCCGAACACAAAGAAGCUUUUUAACGCGCCCUUUCAGUGGGGCGCCUGUCUGCGGCCAUCCAGCAACGCUGACGCCGAAGACACCGAACCCGGAGUCUCCGGACUCAAAGUCAUUGGUUUCAACACGGAAAAGUCUCACACCUGCUGGCACCAAGCCAUGAGACUUGCCAAGUAUGGAAAACAGCUGAAGGACAAUUACCGAGCGUUCAAGAAUAAAAAUGAUCCAGCGAGUUCCGGUCGAACUUACAACAACGGCCAAAUCGAGCCGCCGAUUCUUGUGGCGAUGGACUUCUCGGGGAAGUACGGAAAAAUAGUGGAAGACCCGAAGGAAGCCAAGGCGAUCACUGAGGGAAAAGGAAUGCUACCACAACCACAAUUACGUCCACCUGCCUCCAGGUUACAAGUUCACAAUUAUCCGAGAGUCGAUCCUUCUAGGUAUUUUAAUGAAGAUUGGUAUCACAUGACUAUUGGGAGGGAAAGUGCGGCUCGUCUUGUUAAGUUAGCUCGUAAAAAUGGCACAUUCCUCGUGAGAGAAAGUACAAGUAAUAAUGGAUACCAGUUUGUUUUAACCUAUGUGCACGAGGAUAAGCCAGUACACACUCCAAUUAUAACACGCGAGACGUCAAGCCAGCCGAUUUUCACGCUAGACAACGGAACGACAAAGUUUUUAGACCUUGUUCAGCUGGUUAAUUUCUACCAACUGAACCAAGGCUCACUGCCAACAAGACUGACUUACUUUGUCUCGAAAAACGCAACAAAGUUAUCACCAACCAAGAACAACAGUGUGUCGACAGGAACAACGUCGCCGUUGUCCAAGAAUCGAAAUAGUCCACAAAAAAUAUCCGAAGAUCAAUCAGCCAUUUUGUCGCGACUGCCGCGAAGUUGAAUUUAAAAAUGCCAGCAGCUAAUUGCUGGCGUUAUUACUAUUAUUAUUAUUAUUAUUAUUAAAUACAAAUCUGUCCUCAUUAUUGUCAACGAAAUACCAAUUACCAAUGAUACUGGAAUAUUGUUGUGGUAUUACUGAUUACUACGGCCGAUUAAAAUAUCGACGGACUGCUGGAAUAAAUUUUUAUAUUUAUUAAACAAAAUAAGGAACACCUAGUACUUUUAAUCGUUUAACGUUAAAGGUUUUUUUCACAGUAAUUAUUAUUAUUAUUUCUAUUAUUAUUAUUAUUAUUAUUAUUAAUAUUUAAUACAAUUUCAUACGAAAGAACUGAUCUCUUCAUCACCAGUACACUAGACCUCAACAGAUAACCUGUUUACAUAAAAUACUUUGAUAAUUAUUGUCAUUAAAAUCUAAUUUAGAGGUUUUAAAUAUUAUUUAACAAAUAAAAUAUUUAUG
Molecule: messenger RNA, 2994 nt
Organism: Cotesia glomerata
Lineage: Eukaryota; Metazoa; Arthropoda; Insecta; Hymenoptera; Braconidae
Product: growth factor receptor-bound protein 10-like
Exons: 13
Coding region: 826-2538 (570 amino acids)
Source: RefSeq, a predicted model, not a curated record